AUGCCGACUAGGGACCACUCCCUAGUUUCAGGGUUCCCACGGUUAAAGACAAAGAAAUUUAUCGUUCUUCUUUCCACAUACAACCAUCACGUGGAUCAGCCUCUCCCUCCUUUGGGCUUUCGAUCGACGUCUUGGCCUUGUGGCGUCUUGACGAAAAAAUGUGAAGCGUUUGCAAAAUGUGGUAUCGGAUUGACACUCUGGAGCGUCGACAAAGUAUUUUCUCACAUGAGCACCUGGAUGCUGCGGCAGGUAGUUGCUUUUCAGAGCGCCUCUGGUUCACGCAUGUUUGCGCUGUGUCGUGACACUGGCGGAAAGGGGGAGCUCGUUGGUGGCUGUUGUUUUUGUUUUCUCAAGAAGCAUUGUUCCUCCCUCGGCAAUAGCAAUAACGCUCAACCGCUGGAAGAAAGAGGUCGAGAAAGUUUCAACACGACCACAACGGCUGUCUCAUACCGCGAGGCACUUCCAGACAUGAACUGCUACAAAUGUAAAAUACAUAUACAUGAAGAAGGAUAUUUAUGGAGUUGUACAUAGCAUUCAGUCCUUGAUGCCUAGAAAGAGAUACACAUCCAGACGUGCUUAAUUGCCUAUACAUAAACCUCUACAAUGGGCAAGUGCUUGAACGAACGAUGGUUCGGUUGGAAAGCAUUGCGACGAUUGAAAAACAAGAGCAGCAUCAAAGAGCGCUAUUUGAGGAGAUCGACACUGGGAGUCUUCGAGUAUUUUGUCACGCUCCCCCCACGGGGAUAGAACACACGAGGCCACCGACAUGCGAAAGCCCCAUUCGUCAGCUUCUGCUUUUUGCUUUUGUUUCUCUUCCAUCUUUUCUGCGUCCUUCUGUACGACAGCUAAGGCAAUCACUCAGGAGUGGAGCCGGAGAGCUCUGUACAACAUUGUCC
Molecule: messenger RNA, 896 nt
Organism: Toxoplasma gondii ME49
Lineage: Eukaryota; Apicomplexa; Conoidasida; Eucoccidiorida; Sarcocystidae
Exons: 1
Coding region: 1-531 (176 amino acids)
Source: RefSeq, a predicted model, not a curated record